CGCGCAGCCCCGCGCCAGGCCGGGAGGCGCAAAGCACCGCCUGGAGCUGCGGGAGGAGGCGCCGGGCUCGCCCCGGCCCGGCCCGACCUGCGCCCCCGCCUGUGGCUCCCUGCGCGGCUCGGGAAAGGGUGAUGUCGGGAGCCGGGGGCUGGGCCCUGCGGCGGGAAGAGGGAGUGGCCAGGUUCCUGUCAAAACCAAACUACACCGGUGCCGUUCCUGGCCGGGAGCGUCGCCUCCUGGCACCGUGAGGGCUCCCGCUGCAGAGGCGGUGGUGUCGCUGCCGCUUUUCCAGCGAUUCCGUAGCUCAGUGGGGCGGCGCAGAAAUUCCCUCCCGUAGCGUUCUUGCCGUUCGUCAGCUGAGUCUGCAGAGCAUGGCCACCUCCCGCCCAAGACCUGAGGCGAAACCGGCGAGGAUGUCCGGGCAGGCCCCCAACCGCAGCGCCAGGGGGGCGAGCGGACGAGUGUCCGAGACGGAGCCGAAAGGAGGACGGGUCGUGAAGUCGCGCUAUCUGCAGUGCUUUCAGAAGGACGGCGAGAAGGGUAAUUCAGUACAUUCUUUUUCGACAUCCACUGCUAAAACAUCCGCUGCCACUAAACCCAGAUCAGUGCCUCGGAAACGUGGCGCUUCGGCUGGUCGUGUCCCUGGCUCAUUAAACCAAAGCAGUUUUGAGAAAGGUGACUUGCAAUCCACUUUAUUAGAUGAAGAUAAAAGUAGUCGACCAGAGCUUGAUCUUUCACCUGUUACUGAUAAAAGUGCUUGUGAAGAGACUCAUCAUUCAAAACCUGUUUGCAAAGGAGCUACUGGGACACGUAAAAGCCGAGCAAAAAAGAAGGGAAAUGAUGAUGUUGUGAUUGAAGAGCUGGAGUCUCUGACACUGCUUUUAACUUACCUAAGAAUAAAGGCAGAAAAAAAUCUUGCUGAGCUGGAGAAAAAAACAGAAGAGAACUUGUUAAGGUUAUGUGAAGAAAAGGAGAGACAGCAGGAGAAGCUCUGGGAGCUGAAGCGUGAAAUUCUACUCAAAGAGAGAGAGCAGAGACUAGAGGAAGCAUUAGACAAACAGAUGGAUGUACUUUCCCCCCUUGUUGCUGUUUGUGAACAGUUUAAGGAGCAAUAUAAAAACUUUGCUACUUCGCUGGAUGCCGCUAGACAUAAAUUACCCAUCAGGAAUAUUCACAUAGAAGGAGAUGCACAAACAUACCUUGAUGGCCUGCAGAAGGAGUUAACUGUCACACAGGAACUUCUGGCAGAAAUUAUGCCACGCUACUCAGAAGAAAGCACACAAGUGUUUGGGGUACUGAAAGACCUUAAAGAAGUCUCUCAGAAACUGGAUCAAGAGAUUCAAAGGAGCUCCACACAAGUGCAGAACCUGGCGUUUGAAGUUAGUAAAGAAGUUUCUCUGUGUAACCAAAGAAAAUGUGAAGAGCAGCAUGGACCAGAUGUUGUAAGAGACUGGUACUUCGGCUAAGUUUGUGUCUUGUUUGACAAACGAGCGGGUUCUAAAGCAACGAGACCAUGCUUCUGUGUGAACAUACAACUUGUCCAAUUUUCAGUCAGUCAUACAACUUACCAACACUUUCAGGCUGUGUGAGCACUGUAAGCAUGUGUGCUUCCUAAAAUAAAGGGAGUUUUCUUCUGCAUUCUGCCCAUAAGGAGACCUCCUUUUUGAGUGCAAAUUUCUUUGACACCUUCUGCUUUGACAACACUGAAAGUAUUUUCUUGGCAAAUAUGACCUAUGUAUUCUUAAAGUUCUUGUUUGCCUUUCUUGGAAGUAGCUCCAAGACUGAUUUAGACUUUUCAGACUGAUUUCCAUCUUUUUCCCAAGUAGCAUUCUUUAGAGGGCAGUGUACGAGAACGCCAGUGGAUCAGAAAGAGCCUGGUCACUUCCACCAAGUGAAAACUUUGUUAACUUUGUGGCUGAUUGUCUUGGAAAUGAAUUAUUAAAACCAUCAAUGUUUUUGUAGUAACCUGCCAUCUUCUUUUUAAGGACUUUAUUCUCUUUAAUAAUAAAGAUUACUUUCCACUGCUUUA
Messenger RNA from Colius striatus (speckled mousebird), 2029 nucleotides. RefSeq names its product HAUS augmin-like complex subunit 8. Bases 372 to 1466 code for a protein of 364 amino acids. The record is from RefSeq and is a predicted model, not a curated record. NCBI's taxonomy places the organism in Eukaryota, Metazoa, Chordata, Aves, Coliiformes, Coliidae. The transcript has 11 exons.